This is a messenger RNA of Metarhizium brunneum ARSEF 3297, 1911 nucleotides long. RefSeq lists its product as uncharacterized. The record is from RefSeq and is a predicted model, not a curated record. NCBI's taxonomy places the organism in Eukaryota, Fungi, Ascomycota, Sordariomycetes, Hypocreales, Clavicipitaceae.
AUGACGGCCAAUCCGGCCUCCCAAUCGCGCAAGCGACCCGUUCGGAUCGCGAACUGUUCUGGGGCAGUAAGCGACCCUGGCGUCUACAUGUACAACCAGGCCAAGUACGGCUCUGUCGAUGUCAUUACUGGCGAUUACUUGGCGGAAGCAAACAUGGCUGCCGAAGCCGAAAAGCUCGCGGGCGAGCCGGAUUCCAUCGAGACCGGAUGGGUCCGUACGGCUCUCGAGGGCCUGCGGUUGACGCUGGAUCUUGCCAACGAGAAGCGCAUCAAGAUCAUCGUCAACGGGGGCGGGCUCAACCCGAGAGGCUUGGCCAUAAAGACACACAACAUGAUCAAAGACAAACAACUGGACCUGCGUGUUGCCUACGUAGACGGCGACAAUCUCAUGCAAAAAGUUCACAGCAUUCUGCCCGACGCCGCAACAGCUUCGAAAAUCCACCUGGACUCGGCCAACAAGCAUGUCCAACUUGCCGAGGAUGCCCUGUCCUUUCUCCAGGACCCGGAGCACAUGCCCAUCGUGGCGGCCAACGCCUAUCUCGGAUAUCGCGCCAUAAAACGCGCGCUGGAUGAGGCUGCCGACAUCAUCAUAUGCGGCCGGGUGGCCGAUGCAUCUCCUGUCCUCGCAGCCGCAGCCUGGUGGCAUGGCUGGGAGGAAACAGACUAUGACGAACUCGCGGGAGCGCUGGUCGCCGGCCAUCUCAUCGAGUGUUCCACGUAUGCCACGGGCGGAAACUUCUCCGGGGCGUACAAAUACCCCGUGGGCGCCUUGAUCAACCUCGGCCCUCCGAUCGCCGAAGUCGCCCACCAGGGCGAAUGCGUCAUCACCAAACACGAGGAGCUGGGCGGCUUCGUCACGCCAGACACGGUCCGAUGCCAGCUCCUGUACGAGCUCCAGGGCAACAUCUACCUCAACAGCGACGUCAAGGCAGACCUAGCCGGCGUCAAGGUCCAGCCCCAAGCCGCAAAGAACCGCGUCCACGUCUCCGGCGCCAGGGGCCAUCCGCCUCCGCCCACCACCAAGCUGGCCGUCUUCUACAAGGGCGGCUACCAGCUGGAGAUUCUGAUGAACGCCUGCGGAUACGCAACCGACCACAAGUGGGACGUGCAAGAGGCGCAGGUCAAGAGCAAGCUGGACGAAUGGGGCCUGUUGGACAGCCUCGACGUCCUGGACUUUCAGAGAGUCGGCACGCCGCAGGAGAACCCCGUCUCGCAGCUCGCGUCCACGACCUACAUGAGGAUCUUUGCGCAGGCCAAGGACAGGAGCGUCUGCCGAGCCGUCGCCGGCGCCUGGAACUUUGUCUUUAUGAGCCACUUCCCCGGCGCGCACUGCUCCUGGGAUCUCCGCACCCUCGAGCCCAAGCCCUUCCUGGGCUACCUGCCGACGCUGGUGGACCAGGCGGAAAUCUCCGAGGCCGCCACCGUCCUCACCGACGCCGACGACGCCAGCAAGCUGCGCCGGAUGCCUGUCGGGCCGCCGCGACUCACGGAACCGCUCCUCCCGCGGCUCAACUACGAGACGGCGGAUCCCGUCCCCCUCGCGUCCUUUGGGCCCAAGACGAUGCGGCCCCUGGGGGACGUGGUGCUCGGCCGCUCGGGCGACAAGGGCGGCAACGUCAACCUCGGCCUGUUUGUGCAGACGAGGGACCAGUUCGACUGGCUGCGGUCCUUUAUGACGAGGGACAAGCUGAGGGAGCUGAUGCGCGGGGACUGGCGGGACUGGUACUUUGUCGAGCGCGUCGAGCUGCCCGGCAUUUUGGCCGUGCACUUUGUCGUGUACGGCGCGCUGGGCAGGGGCGUCAGCAGCUCCGGGCUGUUGGAUAACCUGGGCAAGGGGUUUGGCGAGUUCAUCCGGGCCGGGUGGGUGCCUGUGCCGACGAGGUUUCUGCACGAGAGCGCGGCGCACUUGUGA